AUGACCGUCACCACUGGAGGCCCCUACGUCAACGUCACCCCCAUCGUCAAAAGACCCAAGCCCUCCAAUGGAACGGGGAUCCCCUCUUCAACGCCGCCUGUGUCUCUGCCGCUCAUCUAUUACCUGCUGAACAGGGCCGCAGUUGUGUACGCCCAAAGGACAUCCAAGAGGAGUAAGCUGAAUGUCAGGCAGCUGUUCAGUUUGGCGGAUGAAAAGUGGUUCAAGGGCGCGUGGGAGGGACCGAGUCAUGGGGGGAAUAGGUUGGCCGAGGUGGCAGUUGUGUUGAUUGUUGUUGCCUUUGCACUACCCAUUGUUCGCGCCCCUCUGGUCUCUAUAGAAAUCCAAACCGGCCAGCGCCCUCUCUCCUGGUACAGUCGCUCAAAAGAUGAGUGGGACCAGCGCCUAUCAAGACGCUUGGCCCCAUGGGAGAUCGGAUCUUGGGAGGAUACCACUCAUCGUUCUCUCGAGUCUCGCUAUAAUCUCCUCCAUUCCAAUGUGGUAGGAGUCGACGUCGGCCGCUCUCGCAUCGCCAACAUACCGCGAGACUCCAUCUUGGACCGGAUCCGUGACGUCCUCGUUCACUACCACCCUGCCGAUAACGCGGAGCGGAACUGGCACGAUCCCGAGACGGGACGCCUGUUUGCCUCAACGGUAGCCAGGCACACAACCACAGGCUUGUUCCGCCAGCACGCCAUGCGCCUCAACAGCACAGCCAGGUGCACUCAUAUCGAGGACGACGAGUUCAUGGCCAAGUGUCCACCGUCCGCGCGCAACCAGGACGUUUCGCUCCGGACCUUCAACGGAACUCUCGACAUUUGCACAGGUCAGGAUGUGGAAGGAAACCCUUGGGGCAAUCUGGAACGAGAUGGAUACUUCCAAAUCAAAAACAUCACCGAGGUCGCCUACGUCAAUAUGACACUCAGCAAAUCCUACGACUCCGAUCAGCUCAUCCUUCGAUGCACUGGCGCCACCACCCUCGGCUACUUUGAGCUGGGCAACCACUACAACUCGGGCCAGCACGGUCCUCUCGUCUCGGCACGCAGCGACCGGCCCGCCCUUUGGACUCAAGACGGCUUCAUCCGCGACACCCAGGUCAGCGGGAUAGGCGGCAGCGCCCACCCUGACUACGACUUGACCAUGGUGACUGACCCUGGACUGGCCAUGAACUGGAGCCCCGGUCCUCUCCUCUUGGUCCUUCAUGCUCUCUUUGGAAAUGGCUCCGUCUUCCAUCUCGCCCAGGGCAUCGCCACCCCUAACAACACGUCUUCUCCUCUAGGUGAUCCCCAAACUCUCUCCAACGCCCUCUGCCAAGCCCGCUCCUUCCCCUUUCGCCGCAUCAACGGGAGAAUGGCCAACCCUUGCUCGUACUACAACAGGGAUGGUUCUGACUGGCUUUGGGCUUCGUCCAAGCUCUACGACCUCUUGACGCUCUUUUCCCGGUCUCUUUUCCCCUGGGAAAUGCUCGACGGGGUCACCAAUAUCGAGAUGGCCAUACACCUGGCUUCCCAGACCCUCAUGGAGGCGGCGACAUAUCCAGGUUCCGACGACGAUAAUAGCGACGGCGUGGAUAGGAUCUGGAGCUUGUUGGCCGACGAGACGACAUGGCUUCAGUUUGUGGUUUCGGACAAGGCCAUGAUCGCUUUGAGCGUGUUGAUAGCGCUGCAGGCCGUUGGCAUCUUGGUACUGCUCUGGUACAUCUGCCGUGCGCCGACGUGGACUACGACACUUGACACCAUGGCCAUUGCCCGGAUUACGCAUCAGAUUAAAGACGAUGGGCUGAUCAAGGGGUUGGGCUUGAGGCAGCCGACCAAGGGAGAAUGGGAGUAUUUGGCUGGAGUGGAUGCGUUGGUUGGGUUGAGUAAGGGGGUGUCCGUGGAGCUGUCGACUCCCAUGAACGGUGGAAGAUCGGCCGGUGCUCCUGCUCCUGCUCCGAUUCCCAGUCCGGGUCUGCUAGUCCCCGAACAUCAAGACGGACAUACAUCAACACCAUCGAUCCGGACCUCACCACCAAAUGAACAAUCCACAGUACCUGUGUCACCCGUAUCCCCCGUAUCGGCAACAUUCUUUACCACAGCUCCUUCCCCCGAACCGUCACAGCACCUUCAACCAACCCUCAAUCACUCCACCCCUUCCUCCCGUCGCCACUCCUUCAUAGACGCCGACCUCGACGCCGACCACCUGCACGCAGACGAAGACUCAGACGACAACCUCCCACCGGCAUACACCCCCCGCGGCGCUCCCCCCGUAAUCGGACAAGCCGGUUUUCCCGACUCUCUUCACUCUCAAGGGCACAUGCACUCAGCCGCCACCUCCCGAUUCGGCAUUCUCCCUCAGCACCAAACUUCCUUACUCCCACCCUUGAUCCCACCACCAAAUCCGUUUGAAGAGGUAGAACAGAUCAACAGACGAGCAGAACUCAUGAGAAGAAGGGCAGGAGAACACAGUGAAGAAAUCACGGUCCAAGUAGGUGGUGAAGGACUGAUUGAUCGACGAGCGAGGAAGAGAGCCAAGGUUGGGUUGUUGAAGACGGUGGAGGGCGGGGAUGAAGAAGAGGCGACGAGGAGGACGGAACGAGAGGAGAGGGAUCGUGUGGGGAAUAGGAAUGCAAGUGGAAGGGAUACCAACGUAUAG
This is a messenger RNA of Sordaria macrospora k-hell, 2631 nucleotides long. RefSeq lists its product as uncharacterized. The record is from RefSeq and is a predicted model, not a curated record. Lineage: Eukaryota; Fungi; Ascomycota; Sordariomycetes; Sordariales; Sordariaceae.